Monomorium pharaonis (pharaoh ant) is the source of this 1910-nucleotide messenger RNA. RefSeq names its product zinc finger protein 668. NCBI's taxonomy places the organism in Eukaryota, Metazoa, Arthropoda, Insecta, Hymenoptera, Formicidae. The record is from RefSeq and is a predicted model, not a curated record. Gene Ontology annotation, molecular function: DNA-binding transcription factor activity, RNA polymerase II-specific; RNA polymerase II cis-regulatory region sequence-specific DNA binding. Gene Ontology annotation, biological process: regulation of DNA-templated transcription. The coding region runs from base 231 to 1796 and encodes 521 amino acids. The transcript has 3 exons.
UUGCGCCCGAAAUUGCCGAAGCGAACGCAACCCCUGCGCCACUCGACAUACACGCUUCCAAACGGAUUGUAAUCUUCUCAACAUCGCGGUACUACCCCGUCUUCGCGCGCGUUUGUCAUCCCUUUCUUACAGAUAGUAGUUGGUGCAACGAGUGUGGUAAUUUGUGCAUCUUGAAUUGAUAAGCAUGACUUGUGUGCUCUAAGGAGAAAAAUCGAGGAGAGACGAGGAAGAUGCCGCGAGCGUUCCUGAUCACGCAUCGCAGGUACAACGGUGUUGAAGAGGAGAUCGCAGGAUCUGAAAGAGAUUUCAGUCCCGAGAGAAGCGUGAGGCUGGCCGAUUACAGCAGCGGUCAACCAACUUCCGAUGGCGCCAGCGAGUGCGGCAGCGAAACGUCGUCCGAGUGUCCCGAGGAGCUGUACAAUCUGACGAAGCUGGCGGAGGUGAGCCUUGCAGCGGCGGCGGGCACCCUAAUUCAUCACAACAAUGUCAUCUAUCAGCGACCGGCGUCGCCCAGGAUCGCGCAAUAUCCUGGGGAAGCGAGCAGGACUUCGCUUGGGUCUCGACCGAGUGCCGUUCAAGUGAUGGGAAACCAGGAUCAAGUCCUAGGCGAACGAACGAGGCUCUUUUUUGAGCGGAUCGAGACCGAGAGGGAGAUCCUGGAGACACGUUCCGAGGAGAACGCCGCGCUGGAGAUUCGCCUCUCGCCGCGGCGAGAUCCUUCCAGCUCCUCGCAGGAGGAAUCCUGUCACCUGUCCUCGAAGGCACCAGUUGUCCCCGGUGUCGGCGUCGAUUCGAUGUCGCUCCCUUCGACCGCGUCGAUCCAAGGUCGCAGAACGGCCGUCGUGGAGGCCAGACCGGAGGACAACGAGGACCACGAGUGUCCCGACUGCGGCAAGAAGUACUCGACCUCCUCAAAUCUGGCCAGGCACCGUCAAACGCACAGGUCGCUGGGUGAUAAGAAGGCCAGGAGAUGCCCGCACUGCGACAAGGUCUACGUCAGCAUGCCGGCGUUCAGUAUGCACGUGAGGACCCACAAUCAGGGCUGCAAGUGCCACUAUUGCGGCAAGUGUUUCUCCAGGCCGUGGCUGCUCCAGGGGCACAUACGCACACACACAGGCGAGAAACCUUUCAAGUGCACCAUUUGCAACAAAGCCUUUGCCGACAAGUCGAACUUACGGGCCCACAUACAGACGCACUCGAACACUAAACCCCACGUGUGCGGUCGUUGCGGCAAAGCCUUCGCCCUGAAAUCGUAUCUCUACAAGCACGAGGAGUCGUCUUGCAUGCGUGCCCACCACCGAUCAUCCACGUUGUCAGACAAAUCCGAGCAGAUCGAGCAGCAAAGGACGUCACCGCUUGUGAAACCGGCGAGUGCACCGCUAUCGUCGUCCUUGAACAAAACGCAGACGACGUCGUGCGUCACGGCGUCGCCCACCAGCGUCAUCGUUCCUCGACCGGGACACGAGGGGCGUGAUCAGAAAGACUCGCCGUUCUCCGCGAUCAUCAGGCACACCAGAACGUCGGACGCGUCCGUGACGGCACCGUCGAAACGACCCUGCAGAGAGAAGACGUCCCCGGAUAAUCCAGAAGGGCAGAGCUCCGGUGAUUUGGUGACCAAGGAUCCCGAAUACGUGUCCAGAAUGGUCAUCAGAACGUCAGUCAUAUCACCCAAUCCGGAGCACGUGCACCUCCGUUUCGAAAAUGAUGUCAAGAGUUCCUCAACUACGUUCGAUUAUCCCGACCCGACGAGAUCCUCGUCCUUCUCCACGAUGACUUUGAAUCUGGCCAUCGCUUAAAAAUCGAUCGAUACUUAGCGAUCAAAUCGAGUUGAUCUAUCAAUAAAAAGAAUUUAGAUUUGUACCUUAAGGGGAUGCUAAAGCUGUCCUGUUUAUCGAUUAUUUUGCUUAUUU